Messenger RNA from Verruconis gallopava, 1209 nucleotides. RefSeq lists its product as uncharacterized. The coding region runs from base 13 to 1209 and encodes 398 amino acids. Lineage: Eukaryota; Fungi; Ascomycota; Dothideomycetes; Venturiales; Sympoventuriaceae. The record is from RefSeq and is a predicted model, not a curated record. The transcript has 2 exons.
GUGAACAAAGACAUGUUUCGUCGAUGCACAACGUGCGCGCAUCUUGUUUGCUCGAAGUGCUUCAACAGAGCCGGGUUCAAGCACAAAUGCACCGAAGGACAAGCAUUAGGUCCUUUUCCGACAUAUAAUCAAGAAUCAAAGAUUAUGCAGCUACUCGACGCCAAGAUCCCACCACGCGAUGCUUCAAAGCCAGAGAAGCCCUACCACAACGAAUCCUGGCAGUGGACGCCACCACCUGCAAUUUUGAGCCAGUAUCCUGGCGUCCAUAUGGUUGGAGAGAACUUAAUUGGCGUUGUGCCAGGUAAAAACACGGCUCUUGGUAUUUCUAUCCCUAUCAUCAACGACUCGGCUAUUGGCCAUUCCGAGUCAAAGAAGCCCACACCGCCUAUACGCGAACACUCGCUGACAAGAGUACCAAACGAACAAAUAACUGGGGGAGCGGAUACUGAGACUGAAAAGUCUCUCCUAUACCAGAUUGAUACACCCGAGUCACCGGCGGUCGCCGCAGAUGGUGGACAGACGCAAACUACGAUUUUCAGCAGUCACGAAAUCACCGACGCCGAGGCUGAGGACGAGGACGAGGAAGAGAGUAACUUUGACAGCCAAGAAUAUCAGCCAAGCUCGCCAAUCCAGAAUGAAAUCGAAGAGGAAGCGUACACACCAUUGAGAAGCAAGUCUUUACAUUCAAGACGUGGGUCUGUUUCUCCUUGCCUUGAAAUAGACGAGGACAGCGAUGUAGAAAUCGCCACGCGAUCGGAUCCUCCACUUUUUUCUAGCUAUUCUCGUCUUACGGCCCCUAGCGAGAGAGAAGUGAACGAGUUCAAAGAAGUCAUCAAGACCAAACGAACAUUCGAUAUAGAUAUGGGGCCUUUAAUUCGCAUAACCAUGUUUCCGGGCUUCUUUCUGAGCGAUCCCAACGGUGAGCCUGGCAACAUUUUGGACAACAAAGGACCUAUUAAACUCCCACUUGCGCUUGGUUAUCAGUUUCGAAAUUCGGCAACCGACACUCUGGAGCGCCGAACGAUUGCAGUUCUCCAAGGCAGAGGAGACAGCGUAGAUGCUCCUGCCAUUAGCAUGGUCGCGUCCAGCCACGACGUAGGUCAACAAGGCAUCUCAAGGGAAUUGCAAACACUGUUCGAAAGGGCGAUCAUGGGUGGCAGCUCAUUCGGGGAUGGCUCUGACAUCAAUUUCCCCUCUAUGGAGCAUUAA